UGACCCCACAAAAUCUAAUUAUAUGUUUGUUCUUUCCAGCUUUGGCCCUGAUGUAUUGGUCCCUUCGCUGAAGUCCUCCGUGGCUAAGCUGUUUUCUAAUGAACUGGACUAGCGCAGAAUUCUGGUUUGCAAGCCAUGAUGCUACGGUCAGGCGUGUUUGCAGCAAGUGUCUUCAGGUUGCAUGGUGGAUCGCGGUCUAGAUGUUUGAUUCUUAGUGCCUCGCAGUUCCAGCACAUUCUGAAUGAUCCUGGGCGGACCAGCGAGGCUUUUGUGGGUCAUGCGGGGCAUGCGUUGUCCUUGUUGUCCGGGGCACGUCGUGGAACGAUCCUGCAAGAACUUUGCAAAAUGGAGCUGGCGCGAUUACAUCCGCACAGCAGAAUCGACGAGCCUACCCGAGGGACGUGUUGCAACGGGGCUCACCGGUCAGCUUUACAGGAGGAGUAUGACUUCAGCAUGGAUGCCUGCAAGAUUGAGUGCAAAAGUGCACAGAUGAGUUGGAACAGGGCAAAGAUGUGUUGGCGCAUGUGUUUUCAAAAAGUCAAGCUGCCAUGGUCAGGUUUUCGGGACCAAGCUCAUUUGAUGAUUUGUAUCUCACAAUCUUCAGCCCAGACAAUAGCUUGCACAUCAUCAAGCAUGACCUUCAGACUGGAGUUUCCACAGCUGGCAAGCGAACAGGAAGCAACGGUCAUGUGAUUGUUGUCCAAGCUGCUCGCAUGCAAGAAUGUUGGC
Durusdinium trenchii is the source of this 729-nucleotide messenger RNA. The record is from the annotation of a GenBank genome assembly. NCBI's taxonomy places the organism in Eukaryota, Dinophyceae, Suessiales, Symbiodiniaceae.